Empidonax traillii (willow flycatcher) is the source of this 895-nucleotide messenger RNA. RefSeq names its product upstream transcription factor 1 (gene USF1). The record is from RefSeq and is a predicted model, not a curated record. Bases 130 to 879 code for a protein of 249 amino acids. Gene Ontology annotation, biological process: regulation of transcription by RNA polymerase II. The transcript has 8 exons. NCBI's taxonomy places the organism in Eukaryota, Metazoa, Chordata, Aves, Passeriformes, Tyrannidae. Gene Ontology annotation, molecular function: DNA-binding transcription factor activity, RNA polymerase II-specific; RNA polymerase II cis-regulatory region sequence-specific DNA binding; protein dimerization activity.
CCCCCAGGGUCGGUGGCCACCGGGGAGGACCCCACGAGCGUGGCCAUCGCCAGCAUCCAAUCGGCCGCCACCUUCCCCGACCCCGGCGUCAAGUAUGUGUUCAGGACCGAGGGCGGGGGCACGCAGGUGAUGUACCGGGUGAUCCAGGUGGCUGACGGGCAGCUGGACGCGCAGACCGAGGGCACCAGCGCCAUCAGCGGGUACCCAGCGGCUCAGUCCAUGACACAGGCCGUGAUCCAGGGCGCCUUCACGAGCGAGGAGGGGGUGGAGACGGAGGCCACGCCCACCGAGACCCACUACACCUACUUCCCUGCGGGCGUGGCCGACGGGGGCUCGGGGGGCACCGCGGCCACCGCGGCCACCGCCGUGGUCACCACCCAGAGCUCCGAGGGGCUGCUGGGGCAGCCCACGCCCACAGGGCAGUUUUUUGUGAUGAUGUCACCACAGGAAGUGCUCCCGGGGGGAGCCCAACGUUCCAUCGCCCCCCGUGCCCACCCCUACUCCCCGAAAUCGGAGGCUCCAAGAGCCACCCGGGAUGAGAAACGUCGGGCACAGCACAAUGAAGUGGAGCGCCGGCGCCGGGACAAGAUCAACAACUGGAUCGUCCAACUCUCCAAGAUCAUUCCCGACUGUUCCAUGGAAAAUACCAAAUCCGGGCAGAGCAAGGGCGGGAUCCUGUCCAAGGCCUGCGACUACAUCCAGGAGCUGCGGCAGAGCAACCUCCGGCUCUCCGAGGAGCUGCAGGGCCUGGACCAGCUGCAGCUCGACAACGAGGUGCUGCGGCAGCAGGUGGAGGACCUGAAGAACAAGAACCUGCUGCUACGGGCUCAGCUGCGCCAGCACGGACUGGAGAUCGUCAUCAAGAACGACUCCCACUGACGAGGGGGGGACCCCA